UUAGCUUCUGAGAACUGAGGAGAUCGGCCUCUACCCCCCCCCCCUUCCCACCGUCCUACGGGAAGGCUUUUCAGACUCGAUAUGACCCUCCCUGCUUGAAUGAUGUUUCGUCUUGCCAAUCGCGUUCUCCGCCUCCUGAUGGUGACCUUGAAGGGCUGAUGAAAACUUAGAGCGCGAGGGACGGGGUUGACAUGAACAGAAUUCGCAUCCACGUUUUGCCCUCCAGCCGGGGUCGAUUAACCCCAGUCCCAAGGCCACAAGAGGCCUUGUUGUGUGCGUUUGCUCACCGCCCAUGCUCUCAGCCUCGCUUGGAGGGCCAUGAGUUCUGCAUUAAGCACAUUCUGGAAGACAGGAAUGCUCCUUUCAAGCAGUGCAGCUACAUUUCUACUAAGAAUGGGAAACGGUGCCCAAAUGCAGCUCCCAAACCUGAGAAGAAGGAUGGUGUGUCAUUUUGCUCUGAGCACGCUCGCCGAAAUGCUUUGGCACUGCAGGCUCAAAUGAAGAAGUCCAAUCCUAGCCCUGUACGAGAGUCUCUCCUUUGUCAACUGAGCUCCUACGCCAAGACAGAGCUGGGCUCCCAGACUGCAGAGAGCAGCCGUAGUGAGGCAAGCAGGAUACUAGAUGAGGACAGCUGGAGUGAUGGAGAGCAGGAGCCUCUUACUGUGGAUCAGACAUGGAGAGGUGACCCUGACAGUGAAGCAGACAGCAUUGACAGUGACCAGGAGGACCCGCUUAAACAUGCUGGGGUGUACACUGCUGAGGAAGUGGCGCUGAUCAUGAGAGAGAAGCUGAUCCGGCUGCAGUCUCUGUAUAUUGACCAGUUCAAACGGCUCCAACACCUCCUGAAAGAAAAGAAGCGACGGUACUUGCACAGCCGCAAAGUGGAACAUGAAGCCAUAGGCAGCAGCCUUCUGACAGGCCCAGAGGGACUUCUAGCUAAAGAACGUGAAAACCUAAAACGGCUGAAAUACUUGAGACGAUAUCGGCAGCGGUAUGGUGUGGAGGCUCUUCUGCACCGACAGCUGAAGGAACGUAGAAUAUUGGCUACUGAGGGUGCUGCUCAGCAGGCACACACCACCCGUUCCAGCCAGAGAUGUUUGGCCUUUGUGGAUGAUGUUCGGUGCUCCAACCAGUCUCUCCCAAUGACAAGACACUGCCUUACUCAUAUUUGCCAGGACACCAAUCAGCUUCUUUUUAAGUUGUGUCAGGGGUCAGAAGAAGCACCCUGCAGCAAGCCAGUGCCUGUAAGCCUCUCUGAAGAUCCCUGCUGCCCACUCCAUCUCCAGCUACCACCUCAGAUGUAUGUCCCUGAACAGGUACUGUCUGUUCCCGAGGAGCUGGAAGCUGCUUCCACGGAUCUGUACUUGAGCGCAGCUGAACUCCGGCCCACAGAGAGCUUGCCGCUGGAGUUCAGUGAUGACUUGGAUGUUGUUGGAGAUGGCAUGCAGUGCCCCCCUUCCCCUCUGCUUUCUGAUGCUUCUGCUGCCAUUGAGAACCAGCUGAACAAAAAUGUUGCUGAGACCCCCAAACACAUCAAUUCAAGAGAAGAGUCUUUUCAGCAAGGGCUGUUGAACCAGGUGUCACAACCAGUCAGAGGGAGCUUUUCCAGAAAGACGUCUGCCCUGGAGUCUCCACCAGAACUGCUCUUAGAGCAUCUUGUGACAAGUGAGUCUGCACAGGAGGAAGGUGAAAAGGAAGAACCUGCAACCAAUGGGAAUUCAGAACCAUCCUCCUUCAGCUGAUAGAACUCUCAGACAGAUGGGGAUCCACUGGGAUGAUGAAGCAUCUGCUGUUUUUGGACUCUUCCUGGCUGUGCAUGCUCUUCAUUCUCCCUAUUCAGUCCUUCCCAGAUCAGUGAAAUGUGUCUUGGAGGGCCUUUUCGUCACUUUUAUAUUGUCCCCUUUCAGGUCUUGUUCUGUUGAGUUUCCCUUUUAAGUUGAUGUCUCUGAUAUAAAUUCAGAGUGGUAAAGUCUUUUCAUGGCAAUUAAUGAAUCCAAACAAGGGGAGAAGUUGUGGGGGGGGGGGUUGUGUUUUUUUAACUCUUGGUCAAGGCUUUGAAUGUUUUUCAGUUCCUGGAUUAUUAGGAAUAUACAUGUUUUAAGUCAUGGAUUUGUUACUAAAGGAAAAGGCCUCUCAUUCACUAGAUUGUAUAUUAGCCUAUUAAUAUCUCAGUGUACUACGGCUGCUUGGCUGUUUAUUCUUUUUCUCUCUUUCUCUGGCACUGAAGUCUGUAAACAGACUCCUACCUGUAGCUUUAAACUUGUAUACAAAUUGCACCUAUUAUAAAAAUUAAUA
This is a messenger RNA of Gekko japonicus, 2295 nucleotides long. It is a transcript of the gene KANSL2, whose product is annotated as KAT8 regulatory NSL complex subunit 2. NCBI's taxonomy places the organism in Eukaryota, Metazoa, Chordata, Lepidosauria, Squamata, Gekkonidae. The record is from RefSeq and is a predicted model, not a curated record. Bases 192 to 1742 code for a protein of 516 amino acids. The transcript has 10 exons. Gene Ontology annotation, cellular component: NSL complex.